AUGUACAAAGCGCAAGCUCUCCAUGCUUGCCUCAUCAAGCAAGGCCUUCACAGCCAUGCCUAUCGAUGCAACCUCCUCCUCCAAUCCUACGUCAAGUCCAAUUCCUUGUCCGAUGCCCAGAAGCUACUUUCCACCAUGCCCGUCGCCAACGCCGUCUCCUACAACACCGUCUUGUCCGGCUACUUCAGCUCUGGUUCAGUCGCCGAGGCUCUGAACCUCUUCGAAUCUACCCAUGGGAAAGACUGCCAGUCGUGGAAUAUCGUCAUUUCUGGGCUUGCGAAAUACAAUUGGCAUGAGCGGGCAUUGACCCAUUUCUUGAAGAUGCGAGACUCUGUUGUUAGGCCGGAUGCUGUUACGUAUUCGAUUGUGGUUCCUUGUUGUGAACUGGGGUUGGGAAAACAAGUUCAUGGAGAGAUUGUAAAGAUGGGCGUAGGUUCAGAUGCCUUUCUGGGGACUAACUUGAUGAAAAUGUAUGGGGGAGCCGGGGCUGUGCAUAGUGCGAGGAAGGUGUUCGGCGAAAUGCCUGAGAGGGACUUAGUAGCGUGGAAUGCUAUGAUCUUUUGUUUCUCUAAGCACGGAGGUGGUGACACUUGCGUAGAAUUAUUUCGCAAGCUUUGCAGAGAAGGAAUCCAGCCUGAUGAAUAUACCUAUGCCAUUAUUUUAAAUGAUUUUGUGUCGCAUGCCCAGCUGUUCGAAGCGAUGAUGGUGCAGUCAGCAGUUACUCGCCGUGGGUACCACUCUGAUUGCUUUAUAAACAAUGCCUUGAUCGACUUGUACUUUAAGUGCGGAUUUGUUGCUUCUGCUUUCAAGUUGUUUGAGGAGAUGGCCAACCCGGAUCUUGCUUCUUGGACAACAAUGAUAGUUGGGUUUUCACAGAGUGGGCACAUGGAACUUGCAGAGUCAUUGUUCCAUGAAAUGCGUAUCCAAGAUAUCAAGCCUAAUUCUUUCACCUUCGGUGGUCUGCUUAGUGGUUGUGCUACCUCCAAUGCAUUGCAGUGGGGAAAGCAACUGCAUGCACUUGUUUUGAAGUGUGGACUAGAAAACGAGGUGAUUGUUGGAAGUUCACUUUUAGAUGUGUAUUCCAAGUGCAGCGAGAUGGACAAUGCUUUAAAAGCAUUUAGGGGCCUCUCUGAAAAAGAUAUUGUUUCGUGGAAUGGAAUUAUAUGUGGGUAUGCUGCAAAUGGCCAAGCUGAAGAGGCUCUGAAGCUUUACAAUGAGAUGUUGAGAGAAGGAUCACCGGGUGUUUCCCCGAAUGUUGUCACUUUUGUGGGAGUUCUCAGUGCUUGUUGUCAUGCUGGCUUAGUGGAGGAAGGUUGCCAUCAUUUCAUUGAUAUGGUUACUAAGCAUUGCAUCAGGCCCACUGUGGAGCAUUAUACGUGCAUAGUUGAUUUGCUUGGGAGAGCAGGACACUUGGAGGAAGCUGAGGCUCUUCUUCUAAGCUUGCCUUCUGAGCCUGAUGUGGUAAUAUGGGGAGCGUUGCUUGGAGCCUGUAAAUUACAUGGGAAUUUAAGAAUGGCAAGACAUGUUUCUAAACAUCUUCAUGCUAACGAACCAUUUAGCUCGUCCAACUAUGUGCUUCUUGCCAAUUCUUAUACAGACAGUGGCAGGUGGGGUGAAGCAGUAGAAGUUAGAGAAUUGAUGCAAGCGAGAGGAGUCCAAAAGAACGUGGGAUGUUCUUGGAUUGACGUCAGGGGUUGCAUGCGUUUGUUCCUUUCUGGUGAUAAGUCACAUCCUUUAAUUGAUACUGUGCGCGAAGUCCUCAAGAGAUUACAUUUGCAUAUUGAUGAAGUGCUCACAAUAAGUUAG
Eucalyptus grandis is the source of this 1806-nucleotide messenger RNA. RefSeq names its product pentatricopeptide repeat-containing protein At2g13600. The transcript has a single exon. NCBI's taxonomy places the organism in Eukaryota, Viridiplantae, Streptophyta, Magnoliopsida, Myrtales, Myrtaceae. Gene Ontology annotation, biological process: RNA modification. Gene Ontology annotation, molecular function: protein binding; RNA binding. Bases 1 to 1806 code for a protein of 601 amino acids. The record is from RefSeq and is a predicted model, not a curated record.